UUGAAUUCAUAUGUACGAAAAGGCAAAGAAAAAAACUCAUUUCAAAGCUUAACUUCUAAAAAAAAAAGAAAAAGAAAAAAAAAAGGUAAAAGAAAAAAGAAAAAAAAAUACAUAUGGCUCAACUUGAUAAGUUUUCACACUCAUCCAGAAGUACUCCCAAGUCUAAUUCAACAACUUUUGAACAACUUUUACCAGGAAAUGAAAGGAGCUGGUCAACAAGUUCAUCCCCAACAGCUUAUUAUGAUCAUGAAGAAUAUACACCAACUCAUGGCAAAAAAUCAGUUAUCUCCAAAGUGAAAGAAAAGGCCAAAAAACUCAAACACAGUUUAAGUGGUAGGAAAAAAAUGCAAGAAAAUGAUGUUCAUGAUGACACACCUUCAUGGGGUGUUACGUUGGAUGACGAUGAUGAAGAAGAUGUAGAUCCUGAAUAUCUUGGUGCUCCAAUGUAUGAAUCAGAAUUGGCACCUGAGCCGUUAAAGGAGGCAGCACGACAACAUCCACGAGCAGAUCCAGUGUUAUCUGAGAAACAUGUUACUCCUAGAAGCAUCAAACGCAAUCAGGCUUUUGAACACGAUGAUAAUAAUAAUAAUAAUAAUACGGAGAAAUUACCUGAUAGUCCAAGUAAAACCAUAACAGAAACGGUUACAGAGAGAUUGGCACCAGCUUAUGCUGCAGUAUCUGAUGCAACACACGCGUUUGCUUCUAAGAUCUCAAAUCUCACUCUAUCAAACACUGAUAACCACGAAUCGGAUAUCCAAAAAACACCAAAAAAUGUUCACUUUGGUAAUGUGGGACAAAAUGUAGACCAAAAUGCUACCGCUCUUACAAGUCCAGUUAAAAAAUGGGACAAAGGUGUUUCAGUGAAAGAGUACUUUGCAGAAAAAUUUGAGCCCGGUGAAGGCGAAAGAUCACUUUCACAGAUCAUAACUGAGGCUAUGAGCCCUAGGCAUUCAUCUUCCAGUGAUAUAGGUAUAAUGGAGAAAAUGAAGGGGGCUGUAACUUCAUUUAUUCAGCCUGAAUUUUCCCCAAAAUCAUCAACAAUAAAAAGCAUCAAAUCAGCAUCAACUUCCAAUAUUCCAGUUUCUACGAGUGACAUAAUGUCUCCUAAGAGUGUGAUCGUCGCUUCGAAUAAUAAUUUGCCUCAGGAUAAUCCCAUUACUAUGCCUCAUAAGAGUCAUUUAUCUACUACUAAUGACUCUGCAUCAAUAUCACAAAUUCCUGAGUUCCACAGUGCAAGAUCAUCACCACUCAUUCCUAUCACCUCCAGUAUUCAACAAGAUAUUGAGGAACAAAACCAUGAGAGGAUUCUUCAACCAAACUGAAAUUAUGAUUAACACUGGUUACAGACAUCUCUAAAAUAAAAUAAAGAAUCAAUCUACUGAUUCUAAAGUUUAGUUUUGUGUAUUAGUCAGCAAAAUAAAUAAAGAAAAUGUUGUAUUCUUUUUUUGUUUAAAACUAAAAUAGGAAUUUAUGACAGACUUGAGCAUUUUUUCAGUUUUAUUGAGCCUUCUAAGGCUAGAUUUCGGGGUGGCUUGACACUCUGAAAGUCUUCGAUCAAAUGGAAGGAUGGAUGUCUGUCUUUAGCGACUUCUGUUUGAUCAGUAGUAGUAAAAGUACCUCGAGUUUUGGUAGAUCUUAUAAGAAACGUCGUUGCUAUGUAUGAGUAACAAGAUGUUUUCUUAGUAGUAUUGUAUUUUUGAAGAUUUUGUAAGAAAACUCUAUACGUACAUUUGUAUCCUUGUAAAUGUAGGUCAAUAUGUUGCAUAUCAAUAUAUAAUAAUAAUAAUGCAUUUGUCCAUGA
Molecule: messenger RNA, 1801 nt
Organism: Solanum pennellii
Lineage: Eukaryota; Viridiplantae; Streptophyta; Magnoliopsida; Solanales; Solanaceae
Exons: 5
Coding region: 114-1322 (402 amino acids)
Biological process (GO): response to abscisic acid
Source: RefSeq, a predicted model, not a curated record